Molecule: messenger RNA, 1410 nt
Organism: Trichomycterus rosablanca
Lineage: Eukaryota; Metazoa; Chordata; Actinopteri; Siluriformes; Trichomycteridae
Product: N-acyl-aromatic-L-amino acid amidohydrolase (carboxylate-forming) B-like
Exons: 7
Coding region: 120-1097 (325 amino acids)
Cellular component (GO): cytosol
Molecular function (GO): aminoacylase activity; hydrolase activity, acting on ester bonds
Source: RefSeq, a predicted model, not a curated record
CAAACUUCUCUCAUCCAGCGAGAGCUCAGCUCAUGCCACCUUCACGUCAGGAUCGGCUCGUCCCGUCUCAUCUGUAGGUCGGGCAUCAGCGGUGGCAUCCAGACUGGCAGGGGUGAGAGAUGGAAACUGAACGACCCUGGCAUCUGAGACACGAGGUGGACACGGCCACGUCACCGGCGCUAGCCCGCGUGGCCCUGUGCGCUGGUACCCACGGCAAUGAGCUGGCGGGAAUUUACCUGCUCCGAGAGAGGAUGAGGAGGAAGAGGAGGGGUGGAGCGCCGGAGCCUGUUACCGUAGUUACAGUGAUGUCCAACCCGCGUGCCGUGAAGCAGUGUGUGCACUACACGGAGACGGACCUGGACCACUGCUUCACACACGCAGCGCUGAGCGCUCGUGUCUCUGAUGAGACGGCGUACGAGGUGGUUCGUGCUCAGGAGCUGAACGCUCUGCUCGGACCUAAAGGAAGCUCGACUGCCGUGGAUCUGAUCUGUGAUCUACACAGCAGCACAGCCAACGUGGGGCUGUGUCUCAUCACCUGCUCCGACCACGACUGGAUCUGUCUACACAUCUGCAAACAUCUGCAGAGGGAGAUGGCCACUAUUCCGGUGAGGUACGUCCACUACGAUGUUCCUCAGAGUGAAUCCAGCUCACUGUGCUCGAUCGGUAAACAUGGAUUCGCCAUCGAGAUCGGCCCUCAGCCGCACGGCGUCAUCAGAGCCAGCGUCUUCACCGCCAUGCAGGAAGCGGUUCAGCUAACGCUCGACUGGGUGCGGCUGUUCAACUCAGGUAGCCAGUUUGAAGGAGGUUCGGUGGACGUCUAUACGAUGGUGGAAAACAUCGAUUACCCUCAGGAUCCUGACACACGCCACAUCACAGCCGCCGUGCACCCCGAACUUCAGGAUCGUGAUUUCUGUCUCCUGCACCCGGGCGACCCGGUUUUCCUCUCUUUCUCCGGAGAGACUCUGAGGUACAAGGGCAGAGAGGCGCUCUACCCGUUCUUCAUUAACGAGUGCUUACGCUACGAGAAGGGCGUGGCUCUGUCUCUGGCGAGGAGAAGGAAGGUGGAGAUCCCGACCAUCCGGUGCAGCAGGACGUGAAGAAGAGACUCAGAAUAAACGUGGACGUGAUGGACUGGUGAUUACAGGAUGUACUGGACUUUUAAUUAGUGUAGAUUAGAAAUGAAGUGUUGGUGAGUGCACGGUUAGUUUUAAUGUAAAGUAGAGAUAAGCGUCGAGCCUCCCUCCCUCAGGCGCUGAGUGUGAUAACUGGGCUCCCCAUCACCAUAUAAACACAAGACCAGACAACAGAACACGCUGGAGUUUUUAUAUUACAGUUUUACACGUAACACUACAUGCAAACCUCAGGAAAGAACGUCACGGUGUUGCAUAAUAACAUUACGGGAUACAUUCA